UAACCAAUCACAGUGCGCGAUGGUAGAGAGUCCUGUUCAGCCAUGUUGUGGUUUUGAAUGAGGAAGAAGCGGGAGAUAUUGUUCUUCAAUGAGUUUUUAUGUAAUUUAAAGUGAUAUUGAGGAUAUAUAAAUUAGUUAGGGUGUGACUCAAAAUGAUAACAGUUUUUCCGGACGCACUGGUUGCGACUUAACGCAUUCCUGUUGGAAUUUAAACACACUUCUAUAAAUUAGCCGUGUAGCUAACAGCGAUAGCUAGCAAGGUAGUUAGCAUAAUGUGCUAGCUAGGUGACUAGCGACUUCUAGCUAACUAGCUAGUUAGCUCGUUUCUGUUGAGAAUAAAAUGAUAUUUGUGAGGACUGUUAGCCUUUGAAAUAGUCUCAGCUAGCCCUCCUCAGUCGAAUGAGUCGCAUUAGGUUUAAUUGGUUUGACUAUAUUGACAGGUAACUUGGACUGAAAGCAGCUCCAGCGAUUUAUCUUUAAACAAGUGGCACUGUUUCUAAAAGUUCUGAGCCAUGUUGAAUACAAUUUAUGGAUGGAUCGAAAGCUUAGCCAAUCUUCGCAAUGGUGUACCCGCUGCGGAGCAUUCAGAUGGACACCGAGCACUGGGAGAUGGUCGGAUGAAGAGGAAAAGACCAAAUGAAUGUUUGGAAGAUGGACAUAACAUCGACCAGGAUGGCUUAAUAAUAAAGAAGUCACGAAUGGGAGAUUUUAUAGACACAGUCAAGAUAGCAGCUGAAGGUGUUAAGAAUCAUAGCUCCAGUGUUGCUACAUGGAUGAGGAACAAUGUAAGCCCUACCUUGAGAAAUAUACUGCCUGCUUCCCCUGGUCCUCCACUUGGAGAAGCCCAGCCACAGCCCUCAACAUCAUCAGCAGCCUGGGCAGCAACGACGAUCAUUGAAAGGAGCUCUUUGAAUGAGACGUUUGCUGCUCCAUCUACAACUUUGGAGUGGAAAACAUCCAAAUCAGAAUGGUGGCGUAAUGAGAAGUCCAUUAUGGGAUCAAAAGUCUGCAGGCGUCAAGUGUGUAUGAGUCCUACACAUCGUGAGGUGUCAAAGACAAAUGGCCAUUCAGUCAACUUGCUGCCCCCCAUCACCACUAAAUUACAACCCCCUCCACGGUUAGGCAGGCCUCUUAACCUCCGACCCUGUGGAACACCAAGUGAUGUGAAAACAGCAAGCAGCUCCUGCACAAGCAUGUAUGAGAAGACCUUUCCCAUCAAAGCGGCGCAGAGCUCAACACACAGCACCUCACCUGGCCGUGUACAUGGAGCACAGUACAGUUGCACAGUACAGGAGUCUGUUCGUGAAGAGGAGAAAGAGAUUUACAGGCAGCUCCUGACCAUGGUCUCUGGUGGUCAGUCGUCUUUACUUCACAACUGCAGCCCACACUCCAUUGUGAGGUCACACAGAGAUUUCAGCCUUCUUUCAACCACGCGCAGACUGCGACAGUUCCCCUCCCCUACUGGGUCAGCAGCAGCAGGAAGUUCAGAGGGUCCCAGCAGCCCCCCCAGCACAAGGGGCAUGUCGAGCCAGAGUUCCAGCAACCUUCCCAGCCCAAUGAGGGCUUCCAGCAGGCCAGGGAUCCAGACAUGGUCUCUGGAUAUGGAUCUCAACUCAAACAGAACAGUUAGUUUCACAUCAGUUCCCUCCCCAUCUGCUCUGCAGGAUAACUCCUCUCAGGACACACAAUCAUCAGCUUACGACGGUGACUCUGUAAUCAUUGUAAAUGAACAAAAGGGUAAAAAGCAAGGCAGCUCAAGUGUGCCAUGUUUCCAAGCUGAGUUAUGGAUCAAAGAAUUGACCAGCAUGUAUGACUCCCGGGCAAGGGAAAGAAGGCGGCACAUAGAAGAGCAGGAGGCCCUAGCUGCCAAGCUGCUGCGACAGCGUCUCUCUGAAGAGGGGCAACGCAGCCUGGAUGUGGAGGUCCAUGUUCGAGUUCCUUUGGAGCGGGAGGUUCCUUUGACUCCAGUGAUAGAAGAACCGAAGCCUUUAGAAGAGAAACCAGAAUUUCCUGAACUCACAGAGAAAAUGGAAGCUGUGGUGAACAUGGCGUUGAGAGGAGGUAGUCCUCAUGAAGUAUUAAGUGAAGGUUUUGGUCUCAGCCUUACACGCAAAGACCUGCAGACUCUGAGCAACCUUAACUGGCUCAAUGAUGAGGUGAUCAACUUUUACAUGAACCUACUGGUUGAGCGCAGCAAGGACCCCAGCCUGCCAUCAGUCAACACGUUCAACACCUUUUUCUAUCCCAAGCUGCGCAGCAGUGGCUACUCUGCUGUCCGCCGCUGGACCAAAAAGAUGGACAUCUUUUCUAAGGACAUCCUGUUGGUUCCUGUCCACUUGGAUGUGCACUGGUGCCUCUCUGUGGUGGAUUUCCGCAAAAAAGCCCUCAUGUACUUUGAUUCUAUGGGAGGAAACAAUGAUGAAGCAUGCAAAAUAUUGUUUGAUUACUUGCAACAGGAAAGUAGGGACAAGAAGGGCAAAGAACUGGAUACCUCAGGCUGGACUCUGCACAGCAAAAAGCGCAGUGAAAUCCCACAGCAGAUGAAUGGUAGCGACUGUGGAAUGUUCACAUGCAAAUAUGCAGAUUACAUUACCAAAGACAAGCCGAUCACAUUCACACAGAUGCACAUGCCCUACUUCAGACGAAGGAUGGUUUGGGAGAUUGUGAACCAUAAACUGUUGUGAUGUGAGGAAGGGAAGUGUGAACUUGUGUAGUCAGCUCAUAGUGUUACAAAUACAAAUGAUGACUAUGGCUGAGCUACCUUCAACAGCAGGAUCCAUUGACAAUGGAAGACUUGUACACCAGCUCAUCAGAUCAGGAACCAGCCCCCAACCUCAAGGGUCAGGCAAGCCCUCAGCUGAUCUUGGCUGCUAGGAUGUUUCUGGAGCAACCAAGCACUGCCUCCCAGUCCUGUUCUUCACUUUGUUUUUUGGUGCAGCCAUGGAGCAUCAGUAUAGCAGCUGAAACACUGCGUGUGUGGUAUUCUCAGCCAGACACCUAUUUUUGAAGUCACAUUUAUACUGACAUACAGAUCAUACUUGGAGUUUCACUGUUUAGUUUGAUGCAGACACAGUUUACUGUACAUGUUUGUGGCUUACCAGGAGGUGAGUGCAUUAUGCUGCAUCAUAUUUAUAAUCAGUAGUGCUACAUUUUAGUGUCAUUGUCAGUAUUUGAUAUUCUUAUAUGGAAAGGAAAUUGCACUUACCAUAAAAGUAUGAAUGCCCACAAAACUGAAAUUUCAGUGACAACUAGUAUAAAAAUCUCUUUCUGUGAUUCAGCUGUUUUCCAGUAACAUCACCCCACAGAUGUCUUCAUUGUCUCAGAGUAUGAUUUCUAAAGAAAACAGGAUGUUGAAUUAGCUUGUCACGAGUUGUGAGUACAACAAUAGUCUUAGUUGCACCCUAAAAUAGCAGGGUUAAAAGGUUUUGCCCUUUCCUUCUAAGUCCUUAUUCUUGAUAAAAGAUUGUAAAUUGAAGUUCAAAGUCUAUUUUAUGUAUUUCAGUCUCUUUUUCAGCAGCAAGCUACGGGCAUAUUCAGUAUAUUUUGAACUUUGUACAUAGUUAAAACAUACAGCUUCUUGAAUAGUGUAAUAUACAGUGCUUUUUUAAAAAAUGCAUUCAUCUAUUUUUAUCAAGAUACUACAGGUCUGUUUUAGAAAUAAAUUCUCAUUUAUUGUGAGAUGUGGAUGUAUUGCUUCAAACUAAGUUGGGUUUAAUACAGAAAUGGCCAUAUUUGAUAAAUGUGAGUAUGGAUGUGUCUUGGCUUGAAGAGUAUUGUCUGUUUUGUUUUUUUUUUUCUUCAAGAUUCAUUCAUUCAUUCCUCUUCUACCGCUUAAACCCUGAGCGGGGUAUAAUGUGCAAAUGGCCCCCAGUAUUAAAGAAGCACAAGUGAAAUAGUUUUAUUAAAAAUAAAUAAGGCAAGUUCAACAUCAAACCAAGUUAAAAGUUUAAUAGCUGUAGGGUUUUUUUUUUCCAUGAAGAAGACAAAGGACCUACAUAAUGGCACAGACAAACAUUUACCAAGGAGAGGUUUGAAAAUCAAAGGACUGCAUUGACAUUGUUGAAAACGAGUUAACUGACUUUAAAUGUGACUUGAUCUAUCAAAUGACCUUCAGCUAAAAGUUGUCUAAAUACUUAGCAUUCCAAAAUUAGCAGCAAUCAU
Monopterus albus (swamp eel) is the source of this 4161-nucleotide messenger RNA. It is a transcript of the gene senp1, whose product is annotated as SUMO specific peptidase 1. Gene Ontology annotation, biological process: proteolysis; protein desumoylation. Bases 513 to 2684 code for a protein of 723 amino acids. The transcript is spliced from 18 exons. NCBI's taxonomy places the organism in Eukaryota, Metazoa, Chordata, Actinopteri, Synbranchiformes, Synbranchidae. Gene Ontology annotation, cellular component: nucleus. Gene Ontology annotation, molecular function: deSUMOylase activity. The record is from RefSeq and is a predicted model, not a curated record.